AUGAAAAAACUCUUAAAGAGUACCGAUUUUGAUGCUGUAGUAUAGAAACUGAAUAUUCACUGUAAAACUAAGAUUGAUGAUUGUAAGUAUUACGAGUUUAGAUUCCGUAGAUUUGGAUCCAUUCUAAAAAAUAAAAAAUUCCUCUCCUAUGAUUUUCGGUGAUUAUUGCCAUACGAACGUACCAAUCCAAUUGUAACUAUCUCCUAUCGACACAAAUUAAAAAAGUUACAUAUCACUACUAUCAGAUAAUAUUGACUUUUCGGUUAAAGAUAAAAAAUAAGGCAAUAACUCAAAUUAAUCUUUGGAACAUCCUCAAUGUCGAAUAUCAUAGCGCAUUCAUUCUUUCGUUUAAAAAGAGAAAAUUAUCAAUGAAGAAUAAAGCAUUUUAAAUAAAAGAUUGAAGGAAAUUCGGCAGAUUUAUGUGAAGAAGUUGGAACAACUCGACGAAUGUAUGUGAAGAAUCAUUUUAAAUAGAAUAUUUGCAUAAAAGAUUAUAAAUUUUAGAGUAAUUUGAGUAGCACUUGAAUUAACAAAGCCCAAAGAAGUCGAAGGAAUAGCCUCUGAAGAGUGCUCUCAAAAAGAAGGAUUCGAUUUGUUCAUCUCGAUAUUAUACUCAAAACGUAAAUGAUUCUUAAGAGGAUGAUUGGAAGUUCAUUCGUGAUGCUCAAAACAUUCUAAGGAAGUAGAAAUCAUCUCAUGUUGAAGGAUUCAUAACACCAUCCAAAGUUAGAUUUGUAAAAUAUUCAUUUAACAAACUUAGUAAAAGAAAUCAAAGAAAUCUUUACUAAAUGAUGAUUCAUUUUAAGUAUUAUAAUUUCGAUAUUGAUGAG
Paramecium octaurelia is the source of this 830-nucleotide messenger RNA. The record is from the annotation of a GenBank genome assembly. Lineage: Eukaryota; Ciliophora; Oligohymenophorea; Peniculida; Parameciidae.